GGUCACAUGUAUUGGGUGUUUGGGCUCAUGGCAAUUGGCACCAAUGUCAUCACCCCUACGACGACACUCUAAAAUUUGACUAAGUCUUGGAGCACUCCUCAUGGUGUGAUUAGGGGAGUAGUGAGCAUAUACCCCUUCUCGUGUGGCUAGGAGUGGGGUAGUCAGAAUACCCCCUAGUGUGACGAGGUGGGGUAAAUUUGACUAAAUAUAGAGAGAAUGGUGGUUCUAAGAACUUGACUAAGUGUUGGAGCACCCCUUCUGGUGUGAUUAGGGAGUAAUCAGCAUGCCCCUCUGGUGUCAGUGGGAGGGAGUAAUCAACAUGCCCACUGGUGUGGUCAAAUGAUAUGGAUGGCAAGGAAGAGGAGGGUAAAACACCCCCCCCCCCCCCCCCCCCCCCCCCCCCGCGUGACGAGGUGGGUGCCAACAUAGUUGCCCGAAUUUUGUCAAGGCGAGGAGGCUCAAUGUUGUGUUGAGGAGGGGGUCAUCAGUAUACCACCUGGUGAUUGGUGAAUUAUUUUUUGUCAUAUUUACCCAUGUGAUUCUAAUACUCACCUACAUGUGGCAAGACGGGGUCUUCAUGCCUUAACCGUUUUUCUCAUUCCAAAACUCAAACUAAGGAGAAGCUACAAGAAGAGGGGGUCAAGACGGAAAAAUGUGACAUACUGCUAUUCAAUGUCAGGGCAUCAUUGGAGCAAUUGAGAGGAUAACCGUCACUCCAUGUCAACUGAGCAGUUUCUCGAGACAGUUACUUCUAGUGGUUGUAUGUAAAUAGAAGGUGAACAUGACAGAGAAAGAGUUCACAAUAAUCACAACUUGACACGUAUCAAAUUUUAUCCUUUUAUCUUUUCAUCUUUAAAUUUAGUCAUAGUUGUAAUUAUAGCUCUCACUAAACCAUAAUAAAAGUAUAGUUAAUUUAAUUUAACUUGAUAUCGUGAAUCAUAAAAACAUCGAACACUGUGGUUGAACUUUGUUCAAUGAGGAGCCGAAAAGUGAAAAAGCUAUCACAACUCACAAGCCACAACCCCAAGAAAACGCACCGUUUUGGAAGAACCUGGAAGUUCACUGACCCGAUGCAUUCGCUUUCCCAUAGUUCUUCCCCUGGCUUGGGCGGCACAGUACUGUCGAGCCGGUGGAGGAACGGCGAGGGAACGAACAAAAGCUCAGCCACCUUGGGCGAGUUUUCUUUCUCAUCAAAAUGGAGGACGGUGAACGAGGUGAGGAAGAACAGCUGGAGGUGGAGGUGAAGGAAGGAAUAGCAUCAAUAGCUUUGUUGCCAUGUGGGUCAAUCUCUGGACACUUCAUUCAGCUUCCUGGGUCCAUUUGCUAUGGCCUUCACGGCACUGAGGUAGCUUGUGAAAGAGAGUGCAGCAGGGGUGAGGAUUAUCGCCUGAUCAAGCUUACCAUCAUUGACUAUAAUAGCAAGAAAGAGCAAGAUGUCAUGGUUGAAUGUAGAGGUCACGACGCUGCUCGGUUAUCUAACAUCGACCAUGCUCAUGGGUGGGGAAAAGAUGUUGCUGGAAUGGUAGAAGAUAAACAUGGCAAACAAAGCAAAGUCUCGGUUUCAUUCGAGUGUGAGACCCUGAAAGCUGAUGAAGCAGCUGCAGACCAUAUUAGGCAGUUCAUGCCCAAAUUAUCUGGCCAAGCAGAUGUUGUAGUUAAUAUUGGGAGGAUGAGCAUUUCCGGGUUGAAUUUUGGAGCAGAAGAGUAGAUUAGAUGCCCACCCCUGAGAUUGUGUAGGGACUAAAUACAUUGGCGUAGCCCAUUUACGUCGCAGUGGGGUGCAAGAAGAACUCCAGAUGAUUGUUAGCAACAUCAGCUUUGUGACAUUUGUGUUUCAAAUUGAAAAUUUCAAAGCCUCCUAUCCAUGUAGUGAAAACAAAACGGAGUUAUGUAUUUGUUGAACGUCAGAUGAUCAGAGUGUGAUCUGUAAAAAUGAAGGUUGACGAACUUGUUGAUCGAUGCAAAGUACAGGUCCUGAAAGUCGAGCGGAGACAAAGAUAGAGUCGGAUCCCAUUAUUAGGAGGAUAUUUAUAGGGUAAAGGGCUUUGACAGCUUUUGACGUAAUAAUGUGGCCAUUGAGAC
Linum trigynum is the source of this 2082-nucleotide messenger RNA. Lineage: Eukaryota; Viridiplantae; Streptophyta; Magnoliopsida; Malpighiales; Linaceae. The record is from the annotation of a GenBank genome assembly.